UAUGGAUAAAUUAGUUAAUUUAGUGAAAAAAUAUCAUUCGGGACAUCCUAGGCAAGUAAAUCUAUCAUUACAUAAUGAAAAAUUAAUAUUCUCACCUGAAAAUAUAAAUAUUCUACCAAAAUAUCGAAUAAUUAAGAAUCUAGUAACGACAAACAAUGACAAACAGGAAACAAAUGUUGAAUUUUCCUUUCUAUUUGAUCUAUGUGGAAAAGAUUUUAAAAAAGUUUUGAUAAAAGGUGUAAGAGGAAUUGGAAAAUCUUUUCAAAUCAAAAAAUUACUCUCAAUUUGGGCUAAUAAUGAAAGAAACUUCUCUCCAGUUAAUGUCCUUUUUCUAUUAGUCGAUUUGAAAGAUGCUAAACAAAAUCAAGAUAUUUUUGAUGUAAUUUUACAUCAGAAUUUCCACGAAUACGAUAGAAUACCAAAAGAAACAAUAAAGCAUUUCCUUCUUAGAAGUAAAGAAUUUAAGACAUUUCUACUAUUCGAUGGAUUCGAUUAUUCUAGCAGUAGCUACUUUAAAAAUCUUAUUUUUAGUAAUAAAUUAGAUAUUCCAAUGUUUAUUUGGAGUAGAGAAAUACAAUUUCAAAAGCUUGAUAUUCUUUGUGAUGUUAUUGUUCAAAUUGAAGGAUUGGAAAAACGUCAAAUUUGUCAACUCUACACUUGUUUAGUAAGUGAAACUGCAGCUUAUUCUAUUGUAGAAUUCUUAGAAAAGCAACGACCAAAAACACUUCGACUAAGUUCAAUUCCACUGAUUGCGUUAGUCGUUCUUAUCUUAAUAAGAAUUGAAGAGAAACUGUUAAACAAGGAUUUCUUCCCAGUUCUAAAUGGAAUUUUGGCGAAGAAAGUUGAUUAUAAUCCCGAUUUUACUUACAAUCAAUUAGCAGAAACUCUAUUAGAAAUUAUUUAUUUCGAAAGUCUGGAUCUCAGUCAAAUUGAACUUGGUAAUAGUGGUUUAACAAACCUUUCAUCUUCCCUUUCUAUAUCACCGUAUAUUAUUCGAGUUUUAAACUUUUCUGAUUGUGCUCUUGAAGAGGCAGCAAUGGAUGCUUUUAAGGAUAUACUUAAGCAUUUUUCACAUCUAGAAGAGCUUAAUUUAGGUUGGAAUAACAUAGGUGUAGUAGGUAUGAAAAAGGUUUCUCCAGCACUUUUAGACGUCAGAUCAACAUUAAAGAUUUUCAAAAUAUGCUCUAGUCAAAUAGAGAAAUUUGGAGUGCAGUAUUUUGUAGAGAGUUUUGUCGAACUAAAUAGUCUAAAUAUGUUGGACUUUUCAUGGAAUAAAAUAGAAGACUAUGGCCUAAAUUUAAUUUCAUCGUCAAUUAAUAAAAAUCAUUAUCAUUUGAAAAGUCUUAAGUUAUGGAAAUGCAAUAUUUCUUCUAAAGGAAUGUUAAACUUGUCAAAAGCACUAAACUAUCUAAGAUAUCUUAAUGAAAUUGAUCUUAGCUGGAACGAUAUUGGAGACACUGGAUUACAAUUUUUUCAUGACUAUUUUUACAUUGAUAAGACUAAAUUAAUGAUCUUAAAAUUGACCAAUUGCGGUUUCUCUGAUGAAGGAGCAAAACUUUUAUCUCAAGCGUUACUUAAAACAAUUUUCCUCGAAGAGCUACAAAUUAAUCGAAACAAGAUUGAAGAUAGCGGAAUUAAGUCGUUAGCCUUCUCUUUAAGAAUGACUAACCAUAGGUUAAAAAUUCUAAAUAUUUCCAGUUGUCAUUUUGGAGUUAAAGGUUCUAUUGAAUUGUCUAAAUCGCUUCACUUUCUAAAGGAUUUGGAGGAAUUAUACUUGGGAUGGAAUAAAAUUGAGGAUACAGGGCUUAAAUAUAUUUUGGAGCAUUUAUUUGCUAAAAAAUUAAAGAUACUCAAUUUGAAAGACAGCUGUUUAAGGGAAACAGGAGGAUUAUAUCUUGGUGAAUAUUUCGCUACAAAUAACAAAUUAGAGGAGUUGUAUUUAGAAAAUAAUGAAUUAGGUGAAAAAGGAAUAAACCUAUUCUGUCAAUCGCUAAAGGAAUCAACAGUUUACCUGAAAAAUUUCAACUUGGCCAAGUGCUUUAUCACACCGAAGGCUGUCGAUGCAUUAAGCAAAAAAAUGAUAAAUUUUAAAUACUUGGAAAACUUUGAUUUAGGUUUUAAUGAUUUCGGCCCAGAAGCACUGAACAGUCUUAUUACUUUGUUAAAAAGUUUAAAUACUAAAUUAAAGGUUUUAAAACUAAACAGCUGCAAUAUGAACGAUCGUAUAAAGGAUUUAUCUUAUCAUGUUUGUGAACUAUAUUACUGA
This is a messenger RNA of Dimorphilus gyrociliatus, 2266 nucleotides long. Lineage: Eukaryota; Metazoa; Annelida; Polychaeta; Dinophilidae. The record is from the annotation of a GenBank genome assembly.